Mya arenaria is the source of this 1264-nucleotide messenger RNA. RefSeq names its product neurotrypsin-like. Gene Ontology annotation, cellular component: membrane. The coding region runs from base 97 to 816 and encodes 239 amino acids. NCBI's taxonomy places the organism in Eukaryota, Metazoa, Mollusca, Bivalvia, Myida, Myidae. The transcript is spliced from 4 exons. The record is from RefSeq and is a predicted model, not a curated record.
GCUGUCGCAAGCAAUGGAUCUGUCCAUGCAAGUACAGGACCCUUCCUUGAAAACUCUUCCCUACCGAUUCAGUGUAAUGCGGGGUACAUUCCUGCGAUGUACAACGGGAUAAAUGCGUUAGUAUGUCAGGCGGACGGAUCCUGGAAAACCAUCGGGGGAUGUAAACCUGAAUUGUGCCAAAAAGAAGAUGCUAUCGCAAGCAAUGGAUCUGUCCUUGCAAGUACAGGACCCUUCCUUGAAGGCUCUUCCCUACCGAUUCAGUGUAAUGCGGGGUAUAUUCCUGCGAAUUGCAACGGAUUGAACGCGUUAGUUUGUCAGGCGGACGGAUCCUGGAAAACCAUCGGAGGGUGUAAACCUGAAUCACCCCUCACCUGCGGAGAUGGUCCAUGCACAACCACUGUAGAGAGUGGUGGUGUGCUCUGGAGACUUUGUCACGGCGAAGCACCUGGCAAGUGUCAUCCAAACAAAGGCCGUUUGGAAGUCAACCAUAAGGGAGAAUGGCGUGGUGUGUGUGACGACCAAUGGUUAAGCACUGUUUAUGUUGCAGCAAAUAAACAUGUCGCAUGCAGAACGUUAGGCUUUAGCCAUGGUGUCACAGCACGGGAAUUUGCAACAGACGACAUGACCAUUGUUGACAUUGGCUUCUGGCUCGAUGAAGUAAAAUGUGCCGGUAACGAGUCCAGCCUCGUCGAGUGCGACUAUCCGGGCUUGGGAGAUGAAGAUUGCUCAACAAAAAAUAUGGAAACAAACCCAGAGUACAUCGGAAUCUCAUGCACCAAUUACUGCAUCGACGCUUCACUGUUCCCUGUAUUCUGAGACCUGUGGCAAAUAGGUCACAUUUUUAAAACAAACCGUGCUUCAUAUAAAGCCAAUCAUAUCUAUUAUUGAAACGUUCUCUUUUCAAUUGAACACAUUGUUUGUUUUGUAAUACUCUCAAUGGUAUAACAUGUGUUUGCGUCAAAAUGUCAGCGAAUAUACCCAAUUAACAUUGUGUUGUGGUUUCAUGAUGCUAUAUUUUUUAAAUAAGAAAAAUAUUCAAUAAAUAAUGCAACUUGGUGAAUUCAAUUUCUUGGUUUUAAAAAUGCAAAUAUUUUAUUUUAGAAACGCUGCAAUCACAACAAAGCCACAAUACAUUUUUAUUGGGAAGUUCUUUGACACAAAACUGAUUUGUAAAUUUCCCUCAAAUUCUAAUUACACAUUUACAUGUUAAAACAUAUGUAUGUGUUAUGCUUGCUAAAUAUUGAACCUCAAAACAAAAUAAACA